Peronospora matthiolae is the source of this 2886-nucleotide messenger RNA. Lineage: Eukaryota; Oomycota; Peronosporomycetes; Peronosporales; Peronosporaceae. The record is from the annotation of a GenBank genome assembly.
AUGAACUCGUCGUCUUCUCGCUCGAUGCGUCGCCGCUCGAGCGCUCGUACCGCUCGCCACAGCCACGCCACAGACCUACCCACUGCCUCAUCGUCUGCGCCGUCUCUUGCUGCGUCGAAUGCGCCACCGCUCGUGUCCAAGAGGCCGCUAGAAGUGACGUUCUGCGCCGUCCAGCGCGUGCGCAACCGCGCGUUCCUGCUCUUGUGCACCCGCUUUCACUGGCGUCUCUACCGCCUCGACGGCUUGAGCGCUGGACGCGAGAGCUGCACACCUGUGGAGCUGCUUGUGGACCCCAGGACGGACGCGCAGAAGCUCUCGGACGUGCGGCUCUUUCGGCUGUACGCGCUCCCGACUGCUGCGGACGCUCUGGGAGCUCUGUUCGUGCUGGAAAAGCGCUCCGGAGACAGCAAUCUCAGUGAGGAGGAGGAGGAGGAGGACGCGUUUGUACUGGGCACUGGACUUCGAGAGGAGGACGACGGACGGGAAGAGCUCGUGGUGCUGGCGCUGGACGAGCAGCGCGUGCUGCACAGGCUGUCGCGCACGCCGUCGCUCGUCGUGGACGUGCAGACAAAUGCCGCGACGGCUGCGGUGUUGUGUGAGACGUGUGAGCUGUUUCUCUAUGACUUGGCUACGUUUCAGCUGCAGCAGGUGAUUCGGACGGCGUCGCCUGCCAUGGCCCUCGGACCACGAUGGCUGGCGUAUCCUGGUUUUGUACUGAGCACGGAGGUGAAUCCCGGCGCUGGUCGCCAGCAGACAGUGGCGGACGUUGGAGACAGUGACUCGGACUUUGACGACGUGCCGAUUGAAGCAAUGGGGAUCGGUCGAGUGGCUGCUGCCGAGACUCGCGAUGCAUCGGCUUACACGGCUAUUGAUGUGGCGCAGAACGUAGCGUCGGGGCUGUACUAUCUGUCCGAAGUCGGCCGUGCUACCAUUGCGCCAUAUUUGUCGUCGUCACCUGGCAUCAGCUCAGACGCAAUGCACGACCACCGCGCUGAGAAGUCACCGUCCCGUCGUCGACAUUCUGGGGAGUCGCGAAAAGCGUCUUGCAAUGGCACUGCAGGUAGUAGUCGCUGCACGCUGCAAGUUGGCGAUGAAGCAGCCGCUUUGUCGACGAAGAAACGACCAGGGUGGGUGGUGGUGCUCGACUUGGUUACGAACCGUGUGAUGGCAAACUUUUCUUGUCAUUCCACUGCGUUGGUGAAUCUUUCAUUGGAUUCUUCCGGGCUCCUUCUGGCUACGAGCUCGAACAAGGGCCAAAACCUCCAUGUAUACCGCUUAUCGCCCCCGUUGCAAAGCAUAGGAAACAAGCCAGGAGCAGCAGGCGAUGGGCAUGGAACACUACAAUACCAAUUGGUGUACAAGUUGCAGCGUGGAAUUACUCACGCUAGCAUCGAGGAUAUUGCGUUCAGUCAAGAUGGGAAGUGGAUUAAUGUGACAUCAGCACACGGCACAAGCCAUCUGUACGCGCUUCAUCCUGAAGGAGCGCGCAUCAGUGCUGACACGCAUGCAAACACGAUCGGGAGCGCUGAUGAGUCGAAUGCUGAUGCAUUGAACACUGGCUUUUGUCGACGUGAAGUCAGCGACUUUUAUGCGGACUUUCGCACGCUCGAGACGCGGACGCAGACCCAGGUACUUCGUAUCCGUCAUGAGCUCAGGAUUCCAGAUGUGUCAACGGUGCUGCCCCACAAGUCGGUAGCGUCAGCUUGUUCCAAAUCUCGUCCAUCGCGUUCGUCGCGUUCCUCAUCGUCGUCGUCGAUGUCUUCAACAUCGUCGUCGUCGUCUCCUCCGGGAUUUGCAUCCAACACCUCACCUGUGACGAUACGCAGUAGCACUCUGAUGGAAUCAGCGCUGGAUGCAUCGCAGGCUCUGCUGUCCCACCUCGCCACAUCCGCCAUAGAUUUCGGCCAUCAACAUUUUGAAAACGACAUGGGUGUGUCUUCUCGCCGUCGCCGACUGCGUCAGCGUCUGUGCAGCUUGUUUGCUCCCGACGGACACAAGAUACUGAUCUAUUGUGAUCCGGUUCUGAAGUUGUACGACAUGCGAGUGACGGCACUUUCCCAGCACAAGGCAGACCGAGCGCGGGCGACGCCACUGGAUUCAAAGACGAAGAACUCGAAGUCAUCAUUGUCAUCGUUUGGCUUUGAAGCCAGUGUGACUGAGCUCAAGUCGUGGGAACUCUUUACGUCAGGACGACGAAAGACUGAGCCACUUUCUUCUGUUGCCAGUGGCCAAAGCAGAGUGAUUGGCAGUAGCGCGAGUGGAGAUGCUAGAGCCAGAAGCGAGCUGAGAACUUUUGCUCAACGAUCGCUGCCGUUGUGGGCACAUCCAAAGGUGACGUUCAGAGCGAUUGACGAAGGCCAUCCGGAAGGCCAAAUACUUGAGGUAAAGCGCAAGGGGCCAAAUCCAAGUCAAGAUCUCAAUGCUAGCACCAUGUCGAUGACCCUCGAAGGUUAUGCCAACGGCGAUGAGCAACUGUUUGUGAUGGAAAUGGAUUCGUACUUUGGUAUUGGUGGCUCGCCGGUGUUUGACGGCCGUAGUGAACAUCGUCCGGCGACACCCGAGAUUCCUCCGCCGCUGAACUUGUCAACAAGCAUUGAUAUGGCCAUGUCAUCUUCGUUGUCCGAAACACCACCCAAGGUGGUUCCGGAGGUGAAGAACACGAUCUGCUUUCGACCGAUUGACCAGUAUCUCGUGAGCGGAGCUAGCUCGACACGAAAGCGGGAAAAGAAGAAAGGAAAGAACCGGCGAAUACUCACACCGCCAUCAUGUUCCGAAGCUGAGGCUGCGGUCGUCGAAGAUGGCUGCACUACUGGGGGACUGGCCUCCCUGCAGUUUACAUUGCAGGACACGUACUUUGCGUUGCCCACCGAUGAAGGCAGCGAUUGA